Thyridium curvatum is the source of this 1323-nucleotide messenger RNA. RefSeq lists its product as uncharacterized. Gene Ontology annotation, molecular function: pyridoxal phosphate binding; transferase activity. Bases 1 to 1323 code for a protein of 440 amino acids. Lineage: Eukaryota; Fungi; Ascomycota; Sordariomycetes; Thyridiales; Thyridiaceae. Gene Ontology annotation, biological process: biosynthetic process. The transcript has 2 exons. The record is from RefSeq and is a predicted model, not a curated record.
AUGACGCAAUCUCGAGAAACAAGUGGCCUUGAGAAGGUCCUGGCAGCUCGCCUCGCGGAUCGGCAAGCACGGUCUCAGUUGCGGCGGUUGACUUCAUUUCCAUCGUCUACUGCUGACUUUUCCUCCAACUCAUACCUUUCUCUGCAGCUAGUACCUGAGCUGCGCCAGGCUUACAUCUCUUUACUCGAGAGGCAUGCGAGUUCAUCACCAACUGGGCCUCUAUUUGGAUCAGGUGGCUCCCGGCUGCUGGAUGGCAAUACUCCGUUCGCCGAGUCACUAGAAGCUCAGAUAGCCGCGUUUCACCAUGCUCCGGCCUCCCUGCUUUUCAAUUCGGGGUUCGAUGCAAAUGUGGGACUGUUUAGCUGCGUACCACAGCCGGGAGACAUCAUCGUGUACGACGAGCUCAUUCACGCCAGUGUCCACGAUGGCAUGAGAACGAGUCGUGCGGCACAGAGGAUUCCCUUCCGGCACAACACCGUAAUGAGCCGUGGAUGCGACAAAGAUCAAGGUCCAGGCAGUCUCGAACGCGUUAUCACAGAUCUGAUACAAGGCGAGAGGGGCGAGGCGAUAAAACGUGGUCGCAAUGCGGUUUUCGUAGCUGUGGAAGGGGUCUACAGCAUGGACGGAGAUAUUGCACCGCUAGAGCAAAUCAACAGCUGCGUUACACGCCUUCUCCCAGCUGGAAAUGGCCACAUAAUUGUCGACGAAGCGCAUUCUACAGGCCUCUUUGGCGAUCAGGGCCGUGGUCUUGUGUGCGAGUAUGGACUCGAGGACAGCGUAUUCGCGCGGGUCCACACGUUUGGGAAGGCCAUGGGCGCGUCAGGAGCUGCUGUACUAUGUACGCCUGUCGUUCGAGAGUACCUCAUCAACUACGCACGCACGUUGAUCUACACCACUGCCAUGCCACUGCCUGGCCUCGCUAGUAUCAAGGUAACUUACGACUUCUUGGCCAGCGGCAAGGCAGACGUGCUCCGCGCUAACCUGCGCAACAUUGUUACGCGCGCCCAUGAACUGCUGCUCGCAAUCUGCACGCGCCAUAAGACGGCCCCCGAGCUGCUUCAUGUAGACCCUGAUGUUCCCCGAUCGCCUAUCAUUGCGCUGCUGACUGGCCAGCCGCGGAGCCUUGCAACGUAUUGCCAGCAGAGAGGACUCAUAGUUCGGCCUAUCGUGGCCCCUACAGUUCCCAAGGGGCGCGAAAGAGUGCGAGUGUGUCUGCAUGCCGCUAACUCACUGGCUCAGGUCACUGCACUGGCACAAGCUGUGGAGGAUUGGGUAUGGCAUCACAAAACCGCCGAAACGAUCCCCACCAAGACUCGACUAUAG